Ectocarpus sp. CCAP 1310/34 is the source of this 588-nucleotide messenger RNA. NCBI's taxonomy places the organism in Eukaryota, Phaeophyceae, Ectocarpales, Ectocarpaceae. The record is from the annotation of a GenBank genome assembly.
AUGGCUCGUUUUACAACGGAGGAGGCAACCCUUCGGAAGAAGGUACGAAGCGAAGACCACUUGGAGAUAUACGGGAAGUUGAAAGAGGGGAUAGGGAGGAAGAGUUACUUGGACGGCCCCAUGGACUACGCAAAAAAACUGAAGUUGCAAUUUCGAGUAGGCGAUCUGGACUUGCCAGAACGGAGGAAGAGGUACAGCAGCCGUAGGAGAGAGGAAGAGGAGGAUAGACAGACAUGUCCAUGUGGCAAAUCGGAGGAGAGUAGACCCCACAUAGUUGGGGAGUGUGAGCUGUACAGGAAGGAAAGAGAGGAUCUCGAGGAGGACAUGAGACAGAGAGGGUGUGACAUGGACAAGUUUGGUAAAUUAGACAACAGCGAAAAAACGAUCGCGGGAAUUGGGGAUAGAUGGUGGGCACAAGAGGCCGUAGAGGACGGGGAUAACAUGUGCAAGGAAUUUUUAUGUAGUUUGUGGCAGAAACGUGAAGAGCUCCCAAAUGUUGGUGGUGUCUCUAGUAGGGGUAGGAACGGUGCUCCGUCUCGAAAGGGACGCGUGGUCAAUGGUCAAAUGACUACGGCAAGCAACAAAUGA